AUGGCCGUUCAAGACUUCGCUGGUAUCCUCAACGGGGUCAUGUGGACUCAGGUCGUUCUAGCUCUCAUCUUCAUCGCACUGCGAAUGUAUACGCGGUACUUCAUCAUCAACAGCAUUGGGUGGGACGACAUUGUCAUGGUCAUCAAUCUGAUUACGUUCAUCGGCUACGUAGCAUGCAUCUCUGUCGGCAUAACCUACGGCAUCGGCAGGAAAUAUGCGACAGUCUCCCCAGCUUCCUACUCAAAAGCCAUCAUGUGGGAAGCAAUCGGCCAAGGAAUCUGCAUCAUGGGCAUUGCCGCAUCGAAGUCCUCCGUCGCGCUCUUCCUUCUGCGCAUCGUGCUGCUAAAAUGGCAUAAGGCUAUUCUGUGGUUCUGCAUCGUCAGCACUACCCUCAUGUGCACCAUCACGACAACUUUGUUGUUCUUACAGUGUCGGCCGGCGGCGUUCUUGUGGGACCAUACUAUUGAGGGCGGUGUCUGCUGGUUGGAUUUUACGUCAGUGGGUUUGACUAUGGGCGCAUGGUCCGCAGCUAUGGACUUCGUCCUCGCAAUUCUCCCCUGGCAUGUCGUGCUGGGCUUGAACAUGAAGCGCAAAGAGAAGCUCACCGUAGCCUUUGGCCUCUCACUCGGUAUCUUCGCCGGCAUCUGCUCCAUAAUCCGCACCUACGAGCUCCAAACCCUCUCCUCCGUCAAUGAAUACGUCUACGACACCGUCCCCAUGCUCCUCUGGUCGUCAACCGAAGUCCUUAUGACUAUAAUCUGCGCCUGCAUCCCCGUCCUGCGACCUCUCUACGUGCGCAUCGCGUACGGCUCGCGCGGCGACUCCUCCGGCGGGCGCUCCUACCCGCUCAACGAGUACUCCAAGAAAGGCAGUGCAGCUUUUGGUGGCGGCAGCGGCAAGGACAGCGCAAGUAAGAUUUACAUGGGGCCUGGCGCGAGCGUACUCCAGACGACUGUCAAGAUGGGCAGUGAGAAUGCUAGUGAGGAGAGUAUAUUGAGGGCGGAUAAGAAGCAUGGGUUGCCGAUCCAGACUGUUGAGGAGGGGGUUGGGGGGAUUAAGAGAACGGAUGAAAUUAGAGUUACGUCGAGUGCGGUGUGAGUGGUGGAUUGUGUUGCGUUGUGGAGGACAGCGGAAGUGAUGAGAGGCGUAAGAACACUGGGG
This is a messenger RNA of Trematosphaeria pertusa, 1161 nucleotides long. RefSeq lists its product as uncharacterized. Bases 1 to 1098 code for a protein of 365 amino acids. NCBI's taxonomy places the organism in Eukaryota, Fungi, Ascomycota, Dothideomycetes, Pleosporales, Trematosphaeriaceae. The transcript has 4 exons. The record is from RefSeq and is a predicted model, not a curated record.